AAGUAACUGAGUUACUUUUGAGAGAAGUAACUAGUAAUGUAACUAAGUUACUAUUUUAAAGUAACUUACUCAACACUGAAAAUAACAUAAUGUGAUCUGCUACUUCACGCACACGUGAAGAGAAAAGAAGAAAAGAAAAUAAGAACAGUGAACGAAGCAGAGAAAAAGGUGAACCUUCCACACUGUCCAUUAGUUGAUAGACUGUUUUAUGUGCCAGUAACUGUAUGUCCCGCUAUUUUUGUUUCUGUAAUGCUCACAUCUCACUGGUUUCCUGCAGUUAUUGUCACUAUGUCUUUUUUCAGGUGUUCAUAUUUUCCAGAGUAUGAAUGGCUGUAACUGGGAUGACGAGACUGGACAGAUUAAUGCGUUCAAUCAGUACAGUUAUAAUGGAGAAGACUUUCUAACAUUCGACCCACAGCGACUGACAUGGAUUGCUCUAAAACCACAGGCUGUCAUCACCAAACUGAGAUGGGAUGGUGAAGAAGAUCAAUUAAAAUGUAAUAAGAACUUUUAUGUCCACGAAUGCCCUGCGUUUUUGAAGAAGUAUGUUCAGUAUGGGAAAAACGUUUUGCAGACAGCAGUUCUUCCAUCAGUGUCUCUCCUCCAGAAGUCUUUAUCCUCGCCAGUCAGCUGCCACGCUACAGGUUUCUAUCCUAACAGAGGUUUGAUGUUCUGGAGGAAAGAUGGAGAAGAGCUCCAUGAAGGUGUGGAUCCUGGAGAGAUCCUUCCCAACAAUGAUGGGACCUUCCAGAUGAGUAUUGAUCUGAAUGUUUCAUCAGUCACACCUGAAGACUGGGAGAGGUACGACUGUGUGUUUCAGCUCUUUGGUGUGAACGAGUACAUCAUCACCAAACUGGACAAAACACUGAUCAGGACCAACUGGGGGAAGCCCGCUCACAUUAUACCUACAGCGGUUGUUCUAGCUAUCGUCCUCAUUGCAGCUGUUGCAGCUGUGGCGGUUGUCGCAUACAAAAGAAAGAAAGCUCCUGCCAAUGCCUCCGAACAGUCUGAGACACUAAAUCCACAAACAUGACCAUCCUUCACGCAGUUCUGCGCUCUGCAUGACUUUGCUCUGGCUGUUUCAGUUCUUCCACAGUUUAAAGUUUUACAUUUUAUAUACAGUACUUAUCAAAAUACCCAACAGGUAACAUGAUACAUCAUAAAAAGUUUUUUGUUGUUUAUUUUAAAGGCCCACACUGCAAUAAAUGUAUGUGCCUCAAAUGAAGCUCAAAUAUUGAUAUAGUAUCAUUUCAAAAAUAUAAUUUAUCUUGGUUCAUUUAACUUUAGGGGUGUUACCUCUUCUGGAUGUUUAUAUGUUUACUUUUUGUGUAGUUAACAGUCAAAUAUUUGUCACCCUUUAUUAAAUCUAAUGUAUAAUAAUUCAUGCAUUACAUGUAUAAUCGUUUCAUGUAAUGAAUUUGACAUUUACAUUCAGUUAGAGAAUUUAUAUGUUAUGUCUGAUCAUUGGUCAUAUCACCUGCAUGGGACAGAUGGCUUAUAAAUCACUCUGGGUCUGCUUUGGCAUAAAGCCCAGUUCACACUUACCGUAACUUUUUAUAAUUAUUUGAACAUUUAAUGUCUUCUAAACAAGAAGACAUUCUCUCCUUACUUUUUCAUGUAUUCAGAAAUAUUCUGUAUUGAUGUGCAAAACCUUUUAUCUACAAAACAUUCAUAUGUUUGAGCUACAUGUUAAUGUCAUGGUCCUGAGUCUGUGACUCAGUGGUUUUGGUUUUGGUAAUUAUUAUCUUGUUCUUAAGGUUAAUUCUUGUUUUCAUGUUCUUUGGGGUUGGGCUCUGGUUAUAUUUUGAGCAACUUCUGUUCUGUGUUUCUGCCCGCCCUGGUCCCAUGUCUCUGUGUUUGUCUGUGUUCAGUCUGUGUGUUUCCUGUUUUACUUUGAAGGUCAGUGUCUCAGAUUAAUGCAUUCUGUUUUGCUUCCCUCGGUUCUUGUCAGGUUGGAUUGCUUCCAGCCGUGCUUCUCUUGUGUCUCUCCUUUCCUUGUUACUACCUUUGUAUUUAAGCCUUGUGUUCUCUGUGCUUAGUUGUCAAUGUCUCAUCCCUGGAGCUGUGUGUGUGUGUGUUUCCCUGUGUUUCCUUGUGUCUCUGUUUAGCAUUCCCAAUCUAGUGUUGUAUUCUGUAUUGUUGUUAAGCCUG
Haplochromis burtoni (Burton's mouthbrooder) is the source of this 2151-nucleotide messenger RNA. Its product is annotated as major histocompatibility complex class I-related gene protein. Gene Ontology annotation, biological process: immune response. The coding region runs from base 323 to 1033 and encodes 236 amino acids. The record is from RefSeq and is a predicted model, not a curated record. Lineage: Eukaryota; Metazoa; Chordata; Actinopteri; Cichliformes; Cichlidae. Gene Ontology annotation, cellular component: external side of plasma membrane. The transcript is spliced from 4 exons.